This is a messenger RNA of Striga asiatica, 2085 nucleotides long. The record is from the annotation of a GenBank genome assembly. Lineage: Eukaryota; Viridiplantae; Streptophyta; Magnoliopsida; Lamiales; Orobanchaceae.
AUGGAAAAGAAAGAUGAAGAGAGGAAGAAAAAUGAAGAAGAAGAAGAAAAAGAGGAGAAGAAAAGAAGGAGAGAAAUUCCCGGCGACCCUCAACUCUCGCUUUCUCGCUGUUCCAACAUCGAACUUGCUCUGUUUUUCCGAGUUCCCGUCACAGCCCUCACCCUCGGCAUACCAGCAGGCCCGGCGAGUCUCGCCACCGUCAAUUGCUGUCAAGCCACGUUCAGGCCAUCAUCCACCCUCGGGAAAUCUGCUGCACAUCUCCGAGCGCCAUCAUCAACGAGCCCCGCUCCAUCUCUCUCGCUCUAUUGCAGCAGAAAAGAAGAGAACACCUUGUCGGGACACACACCCACGCAUGACCGGGCUCUGAUCGUUGCAGACCCGGGAGGCCCCCAGUUGACCCUACUGGAGGACCUCCAAUCGGAGAGCCCAGAUCACCCCCGGACCAGAUCCCUGGAGGAUAUUCUUUCUGAGAGUCCUUCCCAUCACCGUCCUCAGAUCAGAUCUAGGGCCGCGCGACGCUCAGCCAUCCGACUCUUAUCUCUCUCAGAUAGACAGACACAGCCUAGCCACGGGCAAAACCAGGCCACUCUUGCUCACGUACGAUCCCUAGUUCGUGACCAUAGUAUAGACUUUGUUGCUUUCCUAGAGCCCAUGACCCAUAACCCCUCGUUUGACUUAUAUUCUCGACACCUUGGUUUCCACUCCGGUGUGGGAAACAUAUCUUACAAGAUCUGGUUCUUUUAUUCGCGAGACUUUACAUGUCGGAUCAUCCGUGAUACGGAUCAGGUCCUGCAUGUUGAACUCUCUGCCGCUCAUCUCCCAGAACCAAUCUUUCACACUCUGGUCUAUGCCAGCUGUGCGAGGGUUGGUCGCUAUGAUCUGUGGGACACCAUGCGUGAGAUUGCUGAGAUUAUGGAGGGAUCACCGUGGAUGGUUAGCGGUGAUUUCAACAUCUUUCUUCAUCCCGAUGAGUGCAUUGGUGGCCAGUCGGACCGCUCUGCGGAAAUCUUAGAUUUCGCCCAGGCUGUGGCGGAUUGCAAGUUAAUUGACGCUGGAUACGAAGGUUCGCCAUUCACGUGGGAGAGGGCCGGAGUUAAGAAGAGGCUUGACCGUGCUUUAAUCUCUGAGGCAUGGACAAGGGUGUUUGCGGUCACGACCGUCACACACCUCCCUCGAAUUAAAUCUGACCACGCUCCCCUUCUUAUCCGGUGUCGGUUUUCGAGCACCCCACGUCGCUCUUCCUUUAGGUUCCAGAACAUGUGGACCCGCCACCACACGUUCCAGGACACGCGCCUUAUUGCAGCUCAGAGUGCGUAUGCGGUUGCUGAGCGAGCCUAUGACCUGGAUUCGUCACCAGAGAAUAGGACCGCGAUGCGCCGCUGCCAUGCUGAGUACCAGCUCCGCCUUCUUAUGGAGGAAGAUUUCUGGAAUCAGAAGGCUGCGGUUCGCUGGGUUGCUGAGGGGGAAUGUAAUACCAAGUACUUUCAGGGGUUUGUGAGGCAGAAGCGGGUUAAGUCGUAUAUCCAUUGUAUUGAGGAUAACGGGUCUUCCUUGACUCAGGAGUUUGAGAUACGGGAGUCGGCUGUGACACACUUCCAGUCCCUCUUCACCUCAGAUCGCGUCUUGCUUACGCCCCCCGACGCUGUCGUUUUUCCCACCAUCCCGCAAUCGGUCGACCCUGUUGACCUCUGCGACCUCCCGAGUAGGGAGGAGAUCAGGGAGGCUGUUUUUGGGAUUGAUCCCAACAGUGUCUCUCGCCCGGAUGGCUUCUCGUCUCUUUUCUUCCAAGCCUGCUGGGAGAUUGUGGAGACUGACGUUGAAGAAGCUGUGGUGGAUUUCUUCUCGGGACACCGGAUGCCGAAGUCCUUCACAGCGACCUCUAUUGUUUUGAUACCUAAGAGACCUAGUCCGAGUUACUGGUUCGACUAUAGACCUAUCAGCCUUUGUAAUGUGACCAACAAGAUCGUCUCCAAGAUCCUUAAUGGUCGUCUAGCUCCCCUCCUCCCUUCCCUAGUCUCUCCGAACCAGAGUGGAUUCAUCAAGGAUCGAUCACCAGUGAUAACAUCCUUUUGGCUCAGGAGAUGA